UCGAAAAUCCUGAAUAUGGGUCUCGGGCGGCGCCAGUUGACCGUUGUAUCUCAAAGCUGAGUGUUGCUCAUUAUUGCCAAGCUUAAGGCGGAGAAGUGAAACUUUGUGCACAAUGAGAGUUUCAGCACUCUGGACAGCGCUGGUCUUGCUUCUGAUACAAGGCACCGCGCGAGCCUGCACAGUCAAAAAACUGAGCAAUAAUAACGGACGCUUUGCCAAUGCCACCUUGGUACGUCUCUCCGAGUACUUGAGUGCUGGGUACAAGAAGGGUGUGCGACCCGUUCGCAACUGGCGAAAUUGCACAAUGGUGGCCAUCGACCUUAUGGUGUACUCUAUCCUCAGUGUGGAUGAGAAGAACCAGGUUCUGACAACAUAUGUAUGGUACAGGCAGGAAUGGACAGAUGAAUUCUUGGUAUGGAACCCAGAGGACUUUGAUGAUGUGAAUCAAAUGUCCAUACCGACUGCGAAUGUGUGGGUGCCUGACAUACUAAUUAACGAGUUUGUGGAUGUCGGGAAGUCUCCUGACAUUCCCUAUGUGUACGUGACCCAUUAUGGACUGGUGCGCAACUACAAGCCUAUCCAGGUGGUGACUGCCUGCACUCUCAACAUCUACAACUUCCCCUUCGACGUCCAGAACUGCAGCCUGACCUUUCAGAGCUGGCUCCAUACCCUUAAUGACAUCGAUCUCAAGCUGAUGAGGAGCGCAGAGGAACUCAAAGUGGAUAAGAGUGUCUUCAUGAACCAGGGGGAGUGGGAGCUGCUACACGUCCUGUCCAAAUAUAAACGCUUCAGUCUGGACAACAUUGACUCCUAUGCAGAGAUGAAGUUCAAUGUGGUGAUCCGACGCAGACCUCUGUUCUACACUGUGAACCUGCUGCUGCCAAGCAUCUUCCUGAUGGUGAUGGACCUGGUGGGCUUCUACCUCCCUCCAGAUAGUGGAGAGAGGGUGUCCUUCAAGAUCACCCUGCUUCUGGGCUACUCCGUCUUCCUCAUCAUCGUCUCCGACACACUGCCCGCCACCGCCAUCGGCACGCCGCUCAUAGGUGUCUACUUUGUAGUGUGCAUGGCCCUGUUGGUGAUCAGCCUGACAGAGACAGUGUUGAUAGUGCGUCUGGUGCAUAAACAGGAUCUGCAACCCCACGUGCCCCAGUGGCUCAAACACUUGGUGCUGGAGCGGGCCACAGUCCUCCUCUGCAUCCGCAACAAGCACAGCCUGUGCUCAAUGCUGUCCAGGGACUCCGACCACCUGGGCCACUACAAAGAGAACAACAUCAGCCCAGCUCGAUGCAGCCACCACCACCACCUUCACCACACCGGGGACAGCAUGGAGCGGGGUCUGGGUGGCCUGUCUGUGGUGCGUGACAACACGCCGCCCGUCAUGGACAACAUCUUGCAUGAGAUCUCGUCUAUCCGCGGCUUCCUGGAGAAGAGGGACGAGUCCCGGGACAUCGCCAAGGAGUGGCUGCAGGUGGGCUACGUGCUGGAUGUGCUGCUCUUCAGGGUCUACCUGGUGGCCAUGCUGGCCUACAGCAUCACCCUGGGGACCCUCUGGUCCGUGUGGCAGUAUGCCUGAGGGCCUCACAGUGGAGGAGGGCCUGACGGUGGAGGUGGAGGGCCUUACUAUGGAGAAGGGGACAUAGAGGGCUAAAGUGUGCCUGAUACAAAGAGUUUUAUUGAGGUAGAUCUGUUCAGUUGAGCCUCAUGGUGGAGGUAAAGUAGGGGGUAGUUUGAGUCUGAGGUAAUUAUUGGGAGUAGAGAAACGAGGGGGAAGAUAGAUUGGAUGAUGGUAUAGUUUACACUAAUUUCUCUUAGCCAGUUGCCCCUUUCUAACACUGUCUAUUUUACUGCUCUCAGUGUAUUGUUGGGGUCUUGAUUACCUAGGAAAGGCCUAAACAACUAAACAACUGUUGAAAAAGUUCAGAUAUUGAAUCCUUUGUCAGCGUACAGGUGUAUUUUUAUUUGUUUAUUUGGAUCCCCAUUAGUUUUUGCAGACACAGCUACUCUUCCUGGGGUCCACAAA
Molecule: messenger RNA, 2020 nt
Organism: Coregonus clupeaformis (lake whitefish)
Lineage: Eukaryota; Metazoa; Chordata; Actinopteri; Salmoniformes; Salmonidae
Product: 5-hydroxytryptamine receptor 3A-like
Exons: 9
Coding region: 113-1573 (486 amino acids)
Biological process (GO): chemical synaptic transmission; regulation of membrane potential; monoatomic ion transmembrane transport
Cellular component (GO): neuron projection; postsynaptic membrane; synapse
Molecular function (GO): transmembrane signaling receptor activity; neurotransmitter receptor activity; extracellular ligand-gated monoatomic ion channel activity
Source: RefSeq, a predicted model, not a curated record